Messenger RNA from Kwoniella shivajii, 2079 nucleotides. RefSeq lists its product as uncharacterized. The transcript has 13 exons. Lineage: Eukaryota; Fungi; Basidiomycota; Tremellomycetes; Tremellales; Cryptococcaceae. Gene Ontology annotation, molecular function: zinc ion binding; DNA binding; DNA-binding transcription factor activity, RNA polymerase II-specific. Gene Ontology annotation, biological process: DNA-templated transcription. Bases 1 to 2079 code for a protein of 692 amino acids. Gene Ontology annotation, cellular component: nucleus. The record is from RefSeq and is a predicted model, not a curated record.
AUGUUGGACGACACGGAUUACAAUGUGGCCGGAAAGGGCCAGGAGCCAGGUCGUAAGCCCCGGUCAAGGCUAGAUCGCCCGUGUGACCUUUGUCGAAGACACAAACAUCUCUGCGCAAUCGAGAUCAAAGGACAACCUUGUCUAGGAUGUAAAGCUCGCAAUGUGACAUGCACUUUUGACCUACCCACAACAGCUCGUAAAAGAAAAAGACCAGAUCCCAUCGCGGCGGACAUGUCCUCUGGCACAAAUCAGGUGUUAGGGAAUGUAGAAACAGACUCAUUGUCAUCGUCACGACGGCAACACGAUCUAGCGUGGUCACCGACUGCGGCUAUCUCGACGAAUUUCUCAUCAUCUCAAUCCUCCACUCUUGGGUAUCCUCAACAAAGCAUCAGAACAGGCUCGGAUUUGAAUAGCGCGUCUAUUAUAUUUAAUAAAGGUCUUGUGGGGGGAUUCCAAUCGCAGCACGAUGGAAAUUUAGAUGAGAAUGAUAUAUGGUCAGAACAAGGAGCAGAACUGCCCUUGAAUCACCAUGCAUCCCUUGACAUGAACGAAAACGAUGGUCAAGAAUCGCACUUCAUUGGAUCAGGGGCUAUCUCCAACUUUGUACACAAUCCUACAAGCUCUUUCACCGUCCCACAGAUCUAUGGAAUCCUAUCGUUCCGUCAAGUGUCUUCAGAUCCGGCCCUACCAGUCUUCUUCGUCAAGCAUCCUGCACUACUGUAUGGACGAACGCUCAAUAGUUCACGCGCUAUUUACGACAAAGUCUGUAGUCUAUGUGAACCAUACUGUCAAGAUAUCUCUUCGAAAACCCUUUUCACGAUACAACAGAUGUUACUUCCUGCUCUUCCCAUUGUUAACUCAAAGCGACUCGAAACUUCUUCUCUGGGACACUCCGGCAGUGGACCUAUACCGUACGCUAUACUGACCGGCUUGAUCGCUCACUCAACAGCUUAUAUUCCUGAAAUCCGUGCCAUACAUCAAGAUCUAUGGCACCGUGCUUUGCUGGCUCUCGACGACGAGUAUAGGCAGCCUCGAUUGGCAACUCUGCAACUCGCCCUCCUUCAACUGUACUCACGUCCACCAGAGCGAGGUGAAAAUUCGGGUCAAUUAACGAUUGGGCUUGCAAGGGCCAUUGGGACAGCGCAUCUACUUGGACUGCACAUGGACCCUACAGACUGGUCGUUACCUAGAUGGGAAAUUAGACUGAGAAAGCGCAUAUGGUGGUCAUUGGUAAUUCAAGAUAAGUGGAGGGCUUUGCUGUUCGGACGGCCCAGCUACCUUCACACCGCGACCCACACAGUGCAAAUCCCGACGAUGUCAGAUGGAGAUUGGGGAAACCUCACCUCUCCAACGGAUCGAAUAUCCAUGUCUACUUUCAUAGCGACUUGUCAACUCACCAUCGUAGUAGAACUCGCACAAGUCAAUCUCAAUCUCCCACCAAGCGCGCUGUGGGUGAGCUCAAUUGGCAGUAGUGCAGAGAAAUAUCCUACGGGAGUUCAUUCGUUCCACCUUUCGUAUUUGGGCCUGACUGUCUUCAUCCGCCGUCUGAUCCUGGACAGUGUGAGCGCUGAUAUGCCCCUGCAGGCGGUAUCAGCUCUCUCGCUCGCCUAUCAGUCAUGUCAGGAGGUAAUUCAUAUGAUUACGUCACUUACCCUGUCGGAUCAGGAGACAUACUGGGCACCAUAUACGUCCCACCACAUCUCCAAUACCGUGGCCCUUCUUCUUCGUGUGGCCGCACGUAGUCAGGUGUCCGUUCCCGAAGUAUAUGGCAAUGCGAUUAACGCCGUCAGCUCAUUUGUUCGCCUAUUGACACAAAGGUAUCAUGACAAUCCGUGGGAUGUUGUUGGCACCGCUUUACGACGUCUUGCAUCGCUGCUAUUACUAGCUUAUCAAGAUUUCCCCGAGAUUCGUGAUUCAUACCGAGACGUCGCUUUUGUGCUCCAUCUUCCAGUAAUUGACGAUGUACAACCUCAGCGGACUGGUAUUCCGCCUCUUGAGCACGAAGAACUUGAGCUCAUAUCUCAGCUCAUCAAUGACCCAGAUUGGUUGACCGCCCUUGGGCUCUGGAACGACUCAUAG